This is a messenger RNA of Puntigrus tetrazona (Sumatra barb), 922 nucleotides long. Its product is annotated as ubiquitin-conjugating enzyme E2 variant 2-like. The transcript has 3 exons. Gene Ontology annotation, biological process: protein K63-linked ubiquitination; DNA damage tolerance. Gene Ontology annotation, cellular component: nucleus. Lineage: Eukaryota; Metazoa; Chordata; Actinopteri; Cypriniformes; Cyprinidae. The annotation marks the transcript as partial. The record is from RefSeq and is a predicted model, not a curated record.
UUUCGUUUGUUGGAAGAGCUGGAGGAAGGACAGAAGGGUGUCGGUGAUGGGACAGUGAGCUGGGGUCUGGAGGAUGACGAGGAUAUGACUCUCACGUUUUUUCUCAUUUCUCAGACUAAUUACGAAAACAGGAUAUACAGCCUGAAAGUGGAGUGCGGACCUAAAUAUCCCGAAGUACCACCGACUGUUAGAUUUGUAACAAAAAUUAGCAUGAAUGGAAUAAACAAUUCCAAUGGGAUGGUGGAUGCACGUAGCAUACCAAUUCUAGCAAAAUGGCAAAACUCAUAUAGCAUUAAAGUCGUUCUUCAAGAGCUAAGGCGUCUUAUGAUGUCCAAAGAGAAUAUGAAGCUUCCUCAACCACCGGAAGGACAGACAUACAGCAAUUAAUUGUAAAUGAUUGUUAUGACCCUCUGUCUUAAACCUUACUCUCUUAGAAAUGUCUUGUAAAUCAUCAGAAAAAGAAAAAAAAAACAAAACCAAUAUCGCUCACUCCACGCUCAAACAGCCUCCUCUGCGGGAGCACGAUUGGACAUUUCUAAUAGUUUAGCUUGAGAAACAAAGAAAGGCAACGCCUAUAUUGUGUGGCACUAUGUUCAAUUCUGUUUUAAAGUUACGAGUGCACAAAUCUCUCUCUUCCAGUAACAUUUACAUCGACCACGAGCUUUAUGACGAUGAGCUGAAUCCAGUCAGCAUAGACACAGAAAGAAGGCAUGCUAGGUGAGGUUUAUGCAGAUCUCUUCAUUUUAAGUUAAAAUAACAGGACACCAAAACAUCAAAAAAAAAAAAAAAACACAAAAAAAAAAUUAGGAUGCAUAUACAACGGCAUGCUUAUAAAACAGAAAAAAAGAGAAAAAAAAAAGUAAAAAGCAGCUGAGUAAAUUGUAAGUUAACUGAACUUUUUUUUGUGUGUGUAUCUGAACCC